Messenger RNA from Schistosoma bovis, 1779 nucleotides. The record is from the annotation of a GenBank genome assembly. NCBI's taxonomy places the organism in Eukaryota, Metazoa, Platyhelminthes, Trematoda, Strigeidida, Schistosomatidae.
AUUCAAUAAAUAAUCAAUUAUUGAAUGAAAAAUCAAUGAAAAAAUCAAUAACCAAUCAUACAAUCAUAAUCAAUAAUCAUAAUAAUAAUGGUUAUUGGUUUAAUAAAGGUAUAGAAUAUCAUUUAUGUACUCAAUCUAUAAUAAAAAAUUAUAAUUAUUUAUUAUUUAUUAAAAAUCAAUAUAAAGAUUGUGAUAAAUUAUCAAUACAAUUAUUAAUCAAUAAUCAAAUGGAUUUAAUCAAUAAACAUAAUAAUCAAUUAAAUUAUGAAUUAUUAAUGAAAAAAAUUAUAUGUAUAUUACAAAAAAUUAAUUGUCCUAUUAAUGAGAAAUCAUUUCAAAUUCAUGAUAUUCCAUGUCAAUCCUCAUGUCUAUCUCUUCUUUCUAUAUGUGGACAAUUACAUAAGACUCCUCAAUCAUUCUUCAUGAAUAUUCCAUCUAGUUGUCCAAAUAAUAAUCAAAUUCAAACAUCUCAUAAAAGAUGGAUAUAUGAUAAUAAUAAUAAUAAUAAUAAUCAUUAUCAAACAACUCUAUCUCCAAUACAAUCCACCACAAGUUAUACUACUUAUUAUCAUAUGCCUAAUUCUAAACAAUAUACUAAAUAUCCUAAUUAUAGAACUUAUCUAUCAUCUAAAUCAUUCCUACUAGAUGAUCAUUAUGAAUAUGAUCAAAUGAAAUCAAACUAUCAUCAAAAUAAUCAUCGUUAUCCUCGUCAAAUCAAUAUAAAUACUAAUGAUAAUCAAUAUUAUUCAGAACAAUCAAAACAAUCAAUGGAAUAUUUUAAUCAUUAUCAUUUAAAAAAUUUACAUAUACCAUUUACUCCAACACAACGUAAAUUAGUAUUAACCAAAGAGGAUUGUUUAUUAUUACCACCAGGAGGUUGUGACAAUUGGAUAGAUCCUUCAACGAAUUUACAACGUUUAAAAGCGUCUAAUUAUAAAGAAUAUUUAAAAUUAAAUCUUGGCUGUCCAAAAGAUAUCCCUGAAAUAUGUAAUGAAAUGUUUCCUACAUUAUAUACAAGAAGUAAAUGGAUUAAAUCUAAUUUUACUGUGUCUGCUAUAAUACGUAUAUCUGGUACAUUAUGGUGGUUUGGUAAAAAUGAUCAUUAUCAACCAUUAUUUCGUUUUCAUAUAUUAAAAACAUUUGAUUCAGAUAUACAUCCAUAUGAUGAAAAAAUGAUCUUAACUUAUUCAUGGCCAUUACAAUGUAUUUGUAUAGAUGAAAUUAUAAUUGACAAACAUUGCAUAUUACAAAGAAUACUGUAUUUCUAUCACGUGUAAGACGUUAUACAAGAAAAUUGGCGUGUUGGAAAGGUGCAUGCACUAUAAGAUCUAGUCGUAAUCGUAAACGAAGUUAUUAUAUACAAUCAAAUAGUAAAUUACUAAAUCAUAACGAUAGAAAAUUAAAAGAAAAUUAAAAAGAAAAAAAACAAACAAACAAAUAAAUAAAGGAAUCAAACCCCACCUCCACCUUCACACCCACCCCCAUCAACAUUUUUAUUAAAAACACUUAUAGUAACCAAGGAAUUAUUCAAUCUAAUUCAUAUACUAUAUAUUUCUCAUCAUGUUUUCUGAUCACGAUAUGAAUUGUUUUUCUCUUUUUUUUGUUUUUUUUUAUUCAUUGUUUACAUGAACAUGAAUACUCUAUUGGCAACAAGAGUUGUCUAUAAUCAAAUAUAAAAUUUCAUUGGUUUAUUGCAAGUGGUAAUGUUUGUUGAUUUUAUUUUAUUGAUUUAUUUCAACAUAUAAAUACUGAUAUAAGGAGGCACCAAAUAGAUAUGCA